AUUUGAUUUUAGUUGAUGACAACAGUUGCUCAUCCUUUUAUCAAUCAGCUGGUUUAAAAAAACUAAUCUAGCUGCUCUAUCUCAUAUAACAUUGCUCUUUUUUUCAAAUCAUGUUGGAAUUGUUUCAUUGUGGUUACCAUUCUCAUCUUCGGUUAAUCAAAAAUGAGAUUCAGGAUGCUGAAGCCUCGAAAGUGUUAUUCUAUCCACUCGAUAAGCUUGAUUUGGACGAAAAAUACGGACAUAAAGUGAAGAAAGCGUUCAUUGGCUGGUGUUCACUGUUUAUCAUCACUGAAAGUGGACAUUUAUUAUAUUUAGCCUCAGUUCCUGGCCCUAAUUGUGAACCAUUAAUCCGUGAAUGCAAUCUUUCUAAAAGUUGGGAUCUGAAGAGAUUAGAGUGCGGUAAUAAAGACGUUUUUCUGGUUCUUUCGGACCGUAAGUUAAAGAGAUGGAGAUCACAAGAUUAUCAAGCUGAACCUGAACUAGUCGAUCAAUUAAACCGUGAUAAAGCAAAGGUCCAAGAAAUAAGUAUAGGAUCUAGUUUUGUUUGUGUUCUCAUGGAAGAUGGAUCAGUCAUUGGAAUGGACGAAGAUGAGACUCCUGUCGCUUUCAAGUUGAAAGACUCUAGCGAUGUAUUUGUAUCAAUUUCGUGUGGCCAUGAACAUAUUUUACUGUUGACUCGGCACGGAUUAGUUUACUCAUAUGGACGAGGCUCCAAAGGACAACUCGGUCUUGGUAGUUUGGAGGACGUUUUUGAUGAGCACAAAGAAGUCGAAGCUCUUAGUGGAUUGAGAAUCAUGCAAAUAUCUGCUGGUGGAUGGCAUUCAUUGGCUCUCUCUGAAUUUGGAGACAUUUAUGCAUGGGGAUGGAAUGAAAGCGGACAACUUGGAGUUGGCGGUAAUCAAGAUGCUUCAAAGUCUGGUUUACCAACUUUGAUAGAGAUUGAUGUAAACUUUACUUCCAUCAGCUGUGGAUCUCGCCAUUCGAUGGGUAUUUCUGAAGAAGGUUCACUGUAUGCAUGGGGCUGGAACAAAUGGGGUCAAUUAGGUUUAGAUCCCGAUGAAGUCAAAUCUUUAAACAAACCGACUAAAAUUGAUUUCGAUCGAAAAGUCACUUCUAUCAGCUGUAAAUAUUGGUCUUCGCUGAUUGAAGCUAUAAACUAGCUAGCUGGAGGAAAAUUUGAUAAAUUUUGGUAAACUCUGCUCAUUUCAUCCGCCAAAUUUCACACCGAAUUUGAAAUUCAUAAUCUUUUCUAAUUCCAUUCUUUUUUAACCUGCUUGAUAAGAUUUAUUAAUUGUGCUCAUGUGAAUGAGGUAGAUCUCACUGCCGUUUGAUGUAGAUUUUAAAUCUCAUCGCUUUGCAGUAUUCGUAGCUGAUGAUGUACAUAAUAAAACGAUUUCUUAAUCUA
Messenger RNA from Tetranychus urticae (two-spotted spider mite), 1405 nucleotides. RefSeq lists its product as uncharacterized. The record is from RefSeq and is a predicted model, not a curated record. NCBI's taxonomy places the organism in Eukaryota, Metazoa, Arthropoda, Arachnida, Trombidiformes, Tetranychidae.